Messenger RNA from Phyllotreta striolata, 1370 nucleotides. NCBI's taxonomy places the organism in Eukaryota, Metazoa, Arthropoda, Insecta, Coleoptera, Chrysomelidae. The record is from the annotation of a GenBank genome assembly.
AUGAACAGUUUUAUUCGCUCGAAACCCGCCCAACAACUAGCCAUGUUGAAAUUCAAAAAGAUGAAGAAUACAGUCCACGCGCCGGUAAUUAACCGGGAAAAGGAAAUUAACUUGCAUACUACGCAUGGAUGUUUGAGGAAUUUGCUUAUACUCGGAAAAAUCUCGUUAGUUUUUCCCGUGGAAGGAAUAGAAGGCAAGGAUCCCGGUAAAAUACAAUUCAAAUUCAUCUCUUUGAAAACUUUUCUAAGCGUUAUAUUUCUAAUAAGUACAUCUACGUGCUUUUUAUUAUCCAUUGUGAAAAGCCUUACCAGUAGAAACACAAUGCAGAGAUUAAUAUCUCCUCUAUAUUAUUGCCAUAUCGCAAGCGUGGCAUUCUUGAAUUUGCACUUAUCGCGGAAAUGGAAGAGAUAUGUAACGACCAUACACGCAGCAGAGUUGAAUUUUCUCAAGAAUUACAAACCGGAUAAAAAAUUAAAGAGGAAAAUCCACGCGACGAUCGCCAUUGUGAUUUUAGUUGGAUUGUGUCAGUAUUCUAUAACUGAAGCUAAUUUCGCCAUUUCACACGACUGCUUGAACGAAGGUGCAGGAUUCGAGCAAUUAAUUAGAAAACAAUAUCAUUAUAUUUACGAUUAUAUCAAUUACAACGUCUUCAAUGGAGUUUUUUUAUUGAUUCUCAGUUUUGCCUCGACUCUAGCAUGGAAUUUCGGUGAUCUGGUAAUCAUUACAAUAAGUAUAAUAUACACGAGCAGAUUCAACCAAAUUGUGGAUAAAAUUAAAUGGUACACAUCCUACAAAAACCGCAAUGCUUCGAUUUUUUCGAAAGAAAUAGAGAAAUUGCACGAUACAUUUUGGCGGGAUUCGAGACGGGACUACGCUCGAAUGCAGCUACUUUGUUCGACGACGAGCGACUUAUUCGGCAUACUAACUCUCAUUACGUACAGUUUUAAUACGAUGUUUAUUCUAAUCCAGCUCUUCGUCAGCUUGAGGCCGCGUGAAUAUUUAAUCGAAAUAUUGUACUUCAUUUCCUCGUUUUCGUUUGUAGUAGGUAGAGCUGUCAUGAGCUCAAUAUAUGGCGGUUGGUUGUACGAGGCUGGAAGAGCCGCCUUACCCAUUAUAAAUGCCGUUCCAACGGAAAUGUAUACAGAGGAGGCGUCCACUUUUAUCAGCCAAAUACAAAUGAGCAGCCCCUAUCUCACCGGACGUAAAUUCUUCACCAUCACCAAGGGAAUAAUUUUAAGCAUUGCUGCAUCGAUUAUAACAUUCGAGCUCGGUUUAAUUCAGUUCAAUCAAUCGGAGAUUGAGCGAUAUUUGAGUACUUCUAAUGUUACUAUUUGUUACUAAAAAAAUCAUUUUAAAUAAUAAUAAUACGC